AUGGAUCUCCUCCACUCUCUUACUAAUAAAGCCUUUUCAUUUCUCUUAUUCUCUUCCCUCCUUUUCCUCUCUUCUCCUGUCUUUGCCACUGAAGACAACAGUAAUGCCUUUUCAACCAAAGAGCAAUGCAUUGAAGACCACUUCUCUGCUUUGCUCCACUUGAAACAGAGCUUUACUUUCUCUGCUGUGUACACCAUGACUACACUGUCCUCUUGGAAUCCUGGUAACAGGGAUUGCUGCUCCUGGGAAGGCAUCACGUGCGAUGGUGCCACUGGUCACGUGACCAGUCUCGACCUCAGCGAUCUCUGUAUCUUCGGUCGGAUUGAUUUUGUAAGCCUCUUUCGUCUUCAGAGCUUGCAGAGGCUCAACCUCGCUUACAAUGACUUUGAUCCCUCUCAAUUUCCUUCUGGGUUUGAACAUCUCACCAGUUUGACCCAUCUCAACCUCUCUUCUUUGCAAUUUUAUGGCCAAAUCCCGCUGGAAAUCUCCCGCUUGACCACUUUGGUGUCCCUCGAUCUAUCUUACAAUGAAUGUUACGAUGGUUUGUACUCUCUGAAAUUCGAAAACCCGAACAUUGGAGCAUUCGUCCAAAACCUAUCGAGUCUGAGAGAACUCCAUCUCGAUUCGGUAAUCAUCUCAGCGCAGGGUAGCGAGUGGGGCAUGGCCUUAUCCUCGGCACUCCCUUUUCUCCGCAAGUUGAGCUUGAGAGGCUGUGGUCUUUCAGGCCCCAUCCAUCCUUCCCUUUCCAAGCUCCGUUUCCUAUCUGAACUCGACCUCAGUCGAAACGAUCUGUCUUCAGCCAUACCCAAGAGUAUUUUCAGGCUGCCAAACCUACAAACCCUGGAUGUAGGAUACAAUCCACUUCUGACGGGUGAAAUCCCUCCAAACAAUACUCUCCGGGAGUUGUUCCUAUCCAACACUGGAUUUUGUAGCAACCUACGGGAUUCAUUCAGUAAUUCCAAUCUGCUGACAAAGAUCCAGCUUAGAGAUUGCAAUCUAAAGGGCCAAUUUCCAUCAUGGCUUGUGAAGCUCGAGAAACUCAUGCAUUUGGAUCUUUCAAACAAUGGCUUCAGUGGACCAUUGCCAUCAUGGCUUAUGAAGCUCGAGAAACUCAUGCAUUUGGAUCUUUCAUACAAUGGCUUCAGUGGACCAUUGCCAUCAUGGCUUGUGAAGCUCGAGAAACUAAUGCAUUUGGAUCUUUCAUACAAUGGUUUCAGCGGACCAUUGCCAUCAUGGCUUGUGAAGCUCGAGAAACUCAUGCAUUUGGAUCUUUCAAACAAUGGUUUCAGUGGACCAUUGCCAUCAUGUCUUGUGAAGCUCGAGAAACUCAUGCAUUUGGAUCUUUCAAACAAUAGUUUCAGCGGACCAUUGCCAUCCUCUCUUGCCAACCUCAGCAACCUCGCUCAUUUGGAUCUUUCAUUCAAUGGUUUCAGCGGACCACUGCCAUCAUGGCUUGUGAAGCUGGACAAACUCGUGGUUUUGUAUCUUUUAUGCAAUAAUUUCAGCGGUCCAAUCCCUUCUUCCUAUGGCAACAAGUUUCAAAAUCUUCAAUCGUUCAUGCUUGUCCAAAAUUCACUAAGUGGGACUAUUCCAUCAUCAUUGUUUUCACUCCCAUCACUACAAAUGUUGGAUCUCUCAUAUAAUCAAUUUAGUGGUCAACUUGACCAGUUCCAAUACAAAUCCUCUUCAGUGCUACAUAGUAUUGAUUUGUCCGAGAAUUCACUCAGUGGGACCAUUCCAUCAUCAUUGUUUUCACUCCCAUCAUUACAAACACUGCAUCUCCAAGAUAACCAAUUUAGUGGUCUUGGACAAUUCCGAUACACAUCCUCUUCAGUGCUACAGAGCAUUGAUUUGUCCAACAAUUCACUCCGUGGGACCAUUCCAUCAUCAUUGUUUUCACUCCCAUCAUUACAAAUGCUGUAUCUCCAAGAUAACCAAUUUAGUGGUCAGCUUGGCGAGUUCCAGAACACAUCCUCUUCACAAUUAGGGACGAUUUACUUGAGUAACAACAGCUUGCAAGGGCCUAUUCCAAGAUCCAUCUUUGCACUCAUUGAGCUUUCUGACCUCACGCUUUCAUCAAACAAUUUCAGCGGUGAUGUGGACCUUGGCUUAUUCCAAAACCGUAAGUACGUCUGGAACCUUGAUCUUUCAGAUAACCACCUCCUCUCAGUCGGCAAUAGCAGAAGCAAUGCAACCUCCGGAUCCUUCCCCAAAAUUCGACAAUUGAUAUUAAGAUCUUGCAACAUCAGCAAAUUUCCAGAUAUCUUGAGAAGCCAAGAGGAGAUGGAAUAUUUGGACCUUUCCAAUAACAAAAUCAAUGGUGAAAUACCCAAUUGGAUAUGGAAGGUUGGAAAUGGGGAUUUGAAUUAUUUGAAUCUUUCUCAUAAUGCUUUGGAGGGAUUAGUGCCACCAAUUCACAAUCUUUCCAUAAGCAAGUUGCAAUUCCUUGACCUAAGCUUUAAUAAGCUAGAGGGCUCAAUCCCAAUCCCUCCGCUUUCCAUCAGAUUCUAUUCACUUUCUAGCAAUAAUUUUAGUGGAGAAGUUCCGCUGCUUUUUUGCAAUGCUCGAAUAGAAGUCCUCAUUCUGUCUGACAACCGCUUCAAUGGUUCAAUUCCACCAUGUCUAGGCGAAAACAACAUUGGCCUCACUGUUUUGAAUCUUGGAGGAAAUGCAUUUCAAGGCAUCUUGCCUAAAACAUUCAAAGAGCAAUGUACUCUAGAGACGAUCUUAGUCGAAAUCAGUUAG
Magnolia sinica is the source of this 2745-nucleotide messenger RNA. RefSeq names its product receptor-like protein 50. Gene Ontology annotation, molecular function: protein binding. Lineage: Eukaryota; Viridiplantae; Streptophyta; Magnoliopsida; Magnoliales; Magnoliaceae. Bases 1 to 2745 code for a protein of 914 amino acids. The transcript has a single exon. The record is from RefSeq and is a predicted model, not a curated record.